UCCGAAGACCAGCAGGAGGCGAACGUGCGCUCAAUAAUCUACUGAUGACGACAUGAACUCCAUGGAAACGGCGUUCCUCAGGGCUCGAUUUAUUUUUUAGAGGAAAGGAAGUUGACAGAGAAAAAAAUAGUAUAGGUUGAAAUCAUAUGUAACACGAUCUCUUGUAAGGUAACGAUCUUAAAUAAAUUCCCAAAACAAGAGAAGCCAUGAGUAGCACCCCUGAUGCCCGAGCCAGGGACAGUCAGACAAGACAGAUCCAGGAUACUGUUACCAAUGUUGAAAAGCACUUUGGAGAACUGUGCCAGCUGUUUGCUGGCUAUGCGCGGAAGACUGCAAGAUUACGGGACAAGGGUGAUCUUCUUGUGAGAGAAGUGAACAUUUAUGCAGACACAGAAACACCACACUUGAAAAACGGUUUGAAAAACUUUGCUGAUCAGCUUGCCAAAGUCCAGGAUUAUCGACAAGCAGAGGUAGAAAGGCUGGAAGUUAAAGUGGUAGAACCAUUAAAAUCUUAUGGGACAGUUGUGAAGCUAAAAAGGGAGGAUCUCAAAGCAACUUUAAGUGCUAGGAACCGUGAAGCUAAGCAAAUGCAGCAGCUGGAUAGAAUGAGGCAAAGGAACCCUUCAGACCGACAGAUAAUUUCUCAGGUUGGUAUCAGAGAAUUAUUUAUGUUUAUUGUUGUGAGGUAGGCAGAGAGUGAACUUCAGAGAGCCACAAUGGAUGCCACUCGCACAACCCGGCAGCUGGAAGAAACCAUUGAUGAAUUUGAAAAACAAAAAAUUAGAGAUAUCAAGAAAAUCUUUGGUGAAUUUGUAACUGUGGAAAUGACAUUCCAUGCAAAGGCUUUAGAGGUUUAUACAACUGCAUUCCAGAAUAUACAGAAUGUGGAUGAGGAGGAAGAUCUUGAGGUUUUCAGGAGUACACUUCGCCCACCAGACUACCAGUCUCGCUUACAAAUAGUUCGUGCUAAUUCCAAAUCAUCACUCGACAGAACUGGUUCAACAAAGAAUAUGUCAGGGACCUUACAGCAGAGGACCCCAAACACUCUGCGCAAAAAGGAAGAGGAGGAGGAGGAGGGGGGUGAGGAGGAUGAUGAUGAUGAUGAUGAUGAAUUAGAAGAUGUCACAGAGGAUGAAAAUUAACUCUUCCAGUCUUGCUCAUCUUUGCUGUAUGCCAAAUGGCUAAUACGUCAAAAAAGCCAAUUUAACAUUUCAUAAUGACUUCCCUCGUCUAUUAUUCAGUUUGGCAUAUUGCAAAUGCUUUUGAAUGGCAUUUUUUUUAUUGUUUCAAACCAAUACAAAUAUUUAAAAUGUUUUUUGUUGGUUGGGUGUUAUAAUUGAACGUAAACAAGGUUGAAAUUGCUAGCUCCAUUCUGUAAGUUUGUAUAGGCUGUAUAUUUGAAGCUACGCAUGCUGAUUAGUUACUACAGUAAAACCUGUCUAAUCCAGUCCCUUUACAAACCGGCAUUCUGUAAAAUUCUGCAGUUUUGGGUCCUGACCAAAUCUUCAUUUUAAUUAAUGUGGCACCCUCCACAAGCCACAACCUUUCUUUUCUGGGUGUACUUCUACUGUACCGUUAUGCAUUGUAUUAGAAUUUUUUUUUUUUUUGAGUAUUCAUAUAGCCUUUUAUACCUUUUAUUUGUAGGUACAGUACCUCUGUAGUCCUGCACACUGUAUAAUCUGGCACCAUUUUCUGGUCCAAAGUAAAAGCGGAUUAGACAGGUUUUACUGUAAUAACUUGGAGCUGCAUCCCGUUCUCAGGAACAACCUGUACACCUCUCCUCUUACAAUUAAGUCACCGAAGCAAAUGGUUAACAGUCAAUGCCCUAAAAAUAACAAGAGAUGUGAUAAAUAAUAAAAAAAGAAGACACAAAAAA
Acipenser ruthenus (sterlet) is the source of this 1876-nucleotide messenger RNA. Its product is annotated as CBY1-interacting BAR domain-containing protein 1-like. Lineage: Eukaryota; Metazoa; Chordata; Actinopteri; Acipenseriformes; Acipenseridae. Gene Ontology annotation, biological process: cilium assembly. The transcript has 9 exons. The record is from RefSeq and is a predicted model, not a curated record. Gene Ontology annotation, cellular component: ciliary basal body; ciliary transition zone.